GCACCAUAUGUGUUCAUAGUACGUUCGUAGUUCUUAUCCGAGUACUUAUUGUAUGGGAUCGUUGUGCUAAUUGAAUAAAAUUGAUUUUUUCCUCUAAACCUUCUGACUUUGUAAUGUGGCAAAAUAUUUACAACGAAGAGAUAAAAAUGUUAUUAAAUUUUCCUUUGUAUAUGUAGUGUUCACAAAGUGUUUGCUUAAAAGUAAUCAAAAAUGAAUAGUUUACAGAGUGAACAGAUGGAUGAAAAGUUCGUAAAGGACUUUAGUCUACUUGCAAAUUCCACUGCAGGCGACAAAGAGAACACUCUUUGUGCAUUUUCACUUGUGGAGGUGGUGAGUAAUAAGCACACAGACGUGGGGAGUGACACAGGAGACGAAGGUCAACAACUUGACGAGGAGGAAACGAUUUUUCUUGAGCGUCAUUGCAAUAGUCAAUGUAGCGAAAGCAAUGCAACUGCUUCUAUGGAGGCAAGAAACUCCACCUCCAGUUCCCCCACACCGACCACUACACCUACACUGAAUUUCGCACAAUCAACCCCAUAUAAACAUGAAACUAAUGUUUAUGAACGUAUGGGAAAUGAAUUCGAUGGAGAGGAAGUGGUUGUGAAAGAAGAAGCAGAGGAAGAGGAAGAGGAGGAAGUGAAAAAUAACAAAGUAAAAUCAACACGACAAAGCAUACUAAAUACCGAGCUCGAAUUGUUUGAGCAAUGCAAAGAAACUAAUGGUAUGUUUGUCGAUGAUGUGUUACUGCCACCAGAGCAUUUUGAACAUACUUCACCACAUCCACUUAGUGAACGUUGGUCGCCCUUAGGCGCGAAUUAUGACGAUGCAAUGAGCCCCACAUCGGAAUUACUUAGUCCCGAAUCGGAAUUGGAACUUUUAAGUUCAGAUAGUCAGGAUAAACAGGAGCUAUUGCGCAAUGAUCCUAACGAGUUGGGGCGGUUAAGAAGUAUGGAAGAGGAACAAGAGUUAUUAACGACUUCUCUGAUGGCAUUGACUUCACAUUUCGCACACGUGCAAUUGCGGGUACGGCAAAUUGUCGAGGCUCCAUCACACGAACGUGACCAGUUACUCAAAGAUUUAGAGGAGUUUGCUUUUCGUGGCAUACCAGAGCCCAUAGUACCCACAUCAGGUGGCAUCAAUAACGCUGACUCACCCAACCAUCAUUCCCAACCGGAUGAUGAGGCAGUGCGUCAACGUCAAUUCGAAUUGAUCGAACAUCUAAAAUCCCAACUAAGUGAACUAGAAAAGUUGGCUUACGAAUCAGGCGCACCUGUCUUGCCACAACACAUACUGUUGGAAAAACAGAAAAUCAUUAUCGACGAACUAAAAAAUAAAUUAAAUUUGCAAGUGGACGAACGUGAUUUACCCGAACUUACGUCCGAAGAGUUAAAGAAUCAAGUGGACAAUGCUAUUGGUGAGUUCGUGGGGCCGCUGCGCAUGAAGGAGCAAUUGGUGGCGCAACUGAAAACUCAAAUUACUGAUCUCGAACGUUUCAUUGCAUUCUUGCAAUGUGACACCGAGGACUCGAAACUGAAGACUCUCAACGGCAGUGACAAGUUGGAUGAACACUACAAUAGUUAUGCUGCGAAGAAGAUGGGCGAAAAAGUACGUAAAAAGCAGACACCACCAAAGUUGGAUCCCAUCGAGCAGGAUAAGCUUAAUUCCUUACAUCCAAAUACCAGCCGGAAUGCAGCGCAACAAAGUAAUGGUGAGACUUUGAAUAGUAAAGCUCAUAGUUUGUUGGAUAAAGCUUCGUUGCUGAUGCAAAUGUUUGCUACAACACAUUUUGGCGCCAAAGCCGAUCAAUUUCAGAAGAAUACGCUGAAGAAGACGUCUAAGGGCAAUCAUUGGGGCGAUUUGCGCGCACAGCUCGAAGUCGACAUUCAAGAGGUGGCUUCUCUUGCUGCAACGUUAAGUUUCGACCGCGAAAAGUUGGCCAACAUGAAACGAGCGCUUAAAAACUCUAAUCGAAAUGCAAGCACUUCACUAGCGCUCAACGCACAAAAUGGCGCCGUAACUGUACCACCACGUGCACAAAAAGCCAGCAUAACAGCCGAAAAUCGGAAAGAACUAAAGGCUUAUACCGUCUCCUCCGACUCGGAUGAUGACACUUAUGACUGCUACGCCUGGGAACGUAGCUCUUGCCGCAAAACUGCUGUUGCACGCUACAAGGGAGGCGAUUCAAUCAUAACCAUCAGCAAAGAGUUAACAACAGCAGUGCGUAAAAACUUUUGCAUGACUUUAUUGCGUCUCAUACAACAUGGUUUGCGUGUAGAAACUGAAUCGGCCACAUCCAGUCUGAUUGUACCAUUUAUGCGCUGCCUCAAUCCGUCCCCGGUAUUUGCCGCCGAACAUGGUUAUCGUUCCAGGGAUACGUCGAACAGUUCAUCUUUCGUCUCAUCAGCGGCUUUCUCUUCCACCUACAAUGCCAAUUACACGAACAAUGAUUGCGAUGAAGAGAUCACCAGCGGUUUCUUCGGCACCGGCGGUAGUCGGCCAAUGCAUGCCUGGGAACUGAUUUUGGAAUAUUACUACUUAAAGAAUGGGGAUGAGUUCAAUAACACGCCGGCUAGAAAGCUUUCACAAAGCUUCAAUUUGGACAUUGUGGACUCACAAACGGUUACAGCCAAGCAAAGCUUUCUCAGCGCCGUGGGCAUGAUAAUAGCCAUGCAUCGUCCAUACAAGCGCAGCUAUAAUGCACAUUUCAAGGCAUUCGUAUGUGCGGGUUUGAACUGCCAUCAGCUAGUAGAGUGGUUGAACUUGAUGUUCAGUUGCAGUGACUUGGUGGACACAUAUUACACGCCCAACAGUUAUGUGGCACGCACCGGCUUUCGUGAUUCACUGCGUUCCAUCGAUGCUCUAACUAAAUAUGAUUUUGAUUUGCCUGUAGAUUUGGCAAUUAGACAUUUUAGAAAUCUUUAAAUACGAAUAUAUUACUUAUUUUACUUUUAAAUAAGCAUAAUAAUACACAUAUGUAGGCGUAUGCAUGUGCAAUGAUAUAUUUACAUAUACAUUUCAUCAUAUUUUUAGGCAAUUAUUUUCAUAUCCUAACCUAAAAAUCGAGUAAUCAAAACCCCGAAAGAAAAAGAAAAAGUCCAUUGUACUUAUUAUUGCAAACUAAUCGAAUUUCUUCCAAAUUAAUAAGCGCAUUUAUUGAUGUGUGUGCUCAAGUAUUCAAGAAGUUCGAAUAUUUGUGUAUGUCAGUGUGUAUAUUAUAAGUUGUAUAUUUAAUUGUAAAAUUUGAAAUUUGAAUCUAAUCAAAUCUAGUCUGUCUGCUGCUCUAUAUAUUGUGAAAUGUAUGUAUGUAACUAUUUAAUAUAUAUAAUAUAUAUAAAUAAUGUCUACAAAAACAGUGCUUUUAAAAAUACCUACAUACAACUGCAAAGAACUGUCCUAGGCAUACUUUGACUUUAGCUGAACUUUUCAUUCGGUAAAUUUUACUUUUUCAUAACAAUAAUUAAAACAUUUUAUUUAAUUACAGAUUAUUUUUUUAGCUUCAUGGUUUUUGAGAGCAAACUGUCUUGUUUAAAUUUAUUUAUGAUUUGAAAUUUUUCUUUUAUUUUUCAAAAGUAGUUUUGAUCUAAUUUCGUAAUUAAGCCAACAAAUGUUAUAAUGUAAUUUUGUAACAACUGUUCUUCUUGCGCCUAAAAGCAUACUACUAUUUAGGCAUAAGGUAAAUUUUAAUCGUUUAUUUUAAAAUAUCUCUUUAAAGUAAUUUUUUUUUUUUGCUAAAAACUAUUACAUCAUUCAGAUUAAGGCAGAACUAACAGCCUUUUAACAGUAAUAUAUACAUAUAUAUUAAUAUACAGAAGAACCAAUUUAGAGUCUAUCACGCCUAGAAUGCAAUUAUUACAGAAAAUAACUAAAAGUAAUGUACAAUACAGCAUAUAUAUAAAAUUAAUAAAUAGAUACAUUAAUGUCUUA
Molecule: messenger RNA, 3924 nt
Organism: Ceratitis capitata (Mediterranean fruit fly)
Lineage: Eukaryota; Metazoa; Arthropoda; Insecta; Diptera; Tephritidae
Product: RUN domain-containing protein 1
Exons: 4
Coding region: 211-2922 (903 amino acids)
Source: RefSeq, a predicted model, not a curated record